AUGAAUCAAUUAGUUGAACAAAGCCUAUCAAAUUUAGUUCAAGAAUUAACUAUAUCUGGUUCAAGAACAUUAAAUGAAGAGAAAAUAAAACAACUUAAACAGAUUUGCAAGCAAACUGAUGUUAAUGUUGAAUAUUGUUAUCGUUUAUUAAUUGCACAACUUAAUAAAAAUCACUCGGAAAUUCGUUAUUCAACAUUUCAAAUAAUUGAUCAACUGUUUAAUCGUUCUCAUCAUUUUCGAACACUUUUACUGGAUGAUUUUAAUUAUCUGAUUGAUAAAUGUCUUGGAUUAAAUGUUGAUAAUCAAUUGCCACCACCAAAUCAAACUGCAAGAUUAUUACGACAAUUUACAGCAACAUCAAUUAAAAAAUGGCAUGAAAAAUUUGGUACAGCUUAUAAAUUACUUGAUAUUGGUUUUAAUUAUUUAAAAAAUUGUAAAUUAAUGAAUUUUGAUAACAUGGAAGAACCAAUUGGUAUUACUGCUGAAUUAGAACGUGAACGAAAUCAAGCAAAUCAAAUUCGUUUAACACAAAAACUUCAAACUGCUUCUCGAGAAUUAAAUGAAACAUCCAGUGAAAUUUAUUCUUGUAUUAAACAAGCAGAAAAUUGUCUUAAUUUACUUGUAUCUAAUAAAACUGAAUCAUCGUCUGCAAUAACAACUACUGAAUCAGAUGAAGAAAUUGUUGAUGACGACGACGACGAUGAUGAUGAUGAAGAUGAUGACGAUGAUUUUAUCGAUGUUCCAAUUGAACCAGUAAAAAUUAAAAAUGAUGAAGAACUUCUUCAAGUACUUGGUUUAGGAACAGCGGGAAAAUUAAAUAUAACAAUUGAUUUAAAUGAAAGACCCAAAUCAUCUUUAUUUAAUAUAGAAAUGACUGAUGAUAAUCGUGCAUUAAUUGAAAAUCUUCAUGAUCUAUAUCGACAAUUAGAUGAUGUUUAUUUAAAUAAAAUUCAAAGUUGGAUGAAUAUAUUUAUUCAAGUUCAACAAAAUUCUAAUGAACAACAAACAUCAACAGUUAUUAAACGAGCAAUUGAUUUAAAAAAUUCAAUUCAAUCUUGUUUAAAAAUGAUUGAAAAUUAUCGUUUAGCACCGAAAAGAACUGUUGUAACACAAAAACCAGGGAAAAUAUCUCAAGUGAAAACUGUAACGCAAAGUCCACCGCAAGAAGAAACAACAUUACCAACAUUAACUGAUAAUGAAAUACAAUAUUUCUUUCAUGAUGAUACACAAGUUCUAAAACGUACGUUUAAACAAAAUGAUAUUGAAAAUCCUUUUGUACGUCCGACAGAAAGUAACGAGAUGCCUGAAAGUUUACAGUAUUCAUUGUUAAUGCAUAAACGUACAUAUGUCAGCGAAUUACCCGCUAUAAAAUGGAAAUGUCGAGCACCUUUAGAUAAUAAUAAAUUAUGUGAACGUAUGGACCGAUAUAAAUGUCCAUUUCAUGGACGAAUUAUUGCGCGUGAUGAACAAGGUCAAGCAGCUGAUGAAAAAAUUCGAAAACAUGAAGAAGAACAGCAACUUGCAAGAAAACGUUCUCGCCCUGAAUGGCAAGAUCCUGAAAUGUUAGAAGAUAUUCGUUUAGCAACAGGUGUUGAUUUACGUAUGAGUGAGGCAAAUAAAAGGAAGAAGAAGAAAAAGAAAAUAGAAUCUGGUUUAACUGAACUUGGUAUCGAGGAAAACACCGUGCGAAAACGAUUAGAAAAAAAAUUAUUAAAUCGAGCAUCAGUGAAACGUAUUGGUGCAGCAUUAGAAGCUGAUGAACGACGUCGUAAUGAAGAAAAAUUUCAUCAUCAAUUUAAUUAUUCUUUAAAUAACUAA
Adineta steineri is the source of this 1818-nucleotide messenger RNA. NCBI's taxonomy places the organism in Eukaryota, Metazoa, Rotifera, Eurotatoria, Adinetida, Adinetidae. The record is from the annotation of a GenBank genome assembly.